Molecule: messenger RNA, 3297 nt
Organism: Anoplopoma fimbria (sablefish)
Lineage: Eukaryota; Metazoa; Chordata; Actinopteri; Perciformes; Anoplopomatidae
Gene: fbxw10
Product: F-box and WD repeat domain containing 10
Molecular function (GO): protein binding
Source: RefSeq, a predicted model, not a curated record
UGGAACAAAAACAACAACAACAUCAGCUGUUGCUUUGCGACGACGUCUCCAGCAGAGAGCAACACAACACUACAUGUUGCAUGAUAAAUGGAGCUGGUGCGUAAAAGCCAGCAGGGAUGCGGACACAUGUGUGGCAUGUGUCCUCUGUGCGCCUUUGCACCAACACCGCCGGCCUCCACCCGGUGUCUGUGGAAGGUGUCGGAUGAAUUCAAGAGGAGGUUCGUGGUGGAGCUGCUGCUGAGGUGCAGAAACGUGAAGGUGCUGGAAGACAUCCAGGGUGUGCUGGGGGUGACUGCAUCCUGGACUGUCUCCACUUAUGCAAGGUCAAGGAGCCCGGUGACCCCUCAGGAUGACCCCUGCAGAGGCUCAGAGAGGCCUCUGGAUGGGAAACCACUGGGCAUGGACCUGGAUGGGAUCUGGCACUGGUUCCACAGCAGCCCAGACUGGAUCAAGUCCAGUUAUCUGUGUCGUCUCUUCUCCUUCUGUGACUCUGAGCUGUUACGCAUGGUGGCCAAUUUAACCUGCGUGCUCCUGGUCAGACAAAAAAGAGGAUUUCUGCAAUUUAAUGUGAGUAGUGGCCUUACCAGUCAUCAUUAUCAGACAAGUGAUGAGGACUCAGAGGACCCGGCUCUUAUGGUGGUGCCCGGAUCCUCAAAAUCUGUGUCUGGAGUCAGCCGGUACCGAGACUUCAUAGGCAGCCUACCUGUGGAUCUGUCAAAGAGGAUAUUAGGUCUGUUAGAUGAGCACGCUUUGAAACGCUGCCUGAAGGUUUGUCGAUACUGGAAGCAUCUUGCACAGGAAACCGUGGAGGAAAUCAAGUUCAGAGGGCUUUUUCAGGAUCAGAUUAAGGCCAUGAUGAAGAGGUGCAGAAGUAUUUAUAAAGUCAGUCAUACUUACGCCAACAUCGUAGAAGUCCCUGUACCAGUCAAACAUGACGAGAAAGUGGAUAUUCAUCGUGAAGUUCAAAAGGUCAAGCCAUUUCAAGCUGCUUAUGCCAAAAUCAAAACCAAGACGGUGCAAAUGGAAGAGCGAAAUGUAUAUUGUGGUGCAUAUUUCACCACGGUGCUGAUCAACAAAGAAGACCCACAUCGGGUGGUGGACUACAGAGGCGGGUCGUUUAUGGCGACGGGCUCCAAGGACCGCGCGGUUCAUCUGAUUUAUGUGGCGUCCGAGACUAAAGUCGUGACAUCGAUGAAGGGCCACGUCGGCAGCAUCCGGGCCGUGCUGCUCUGCAAGGACAGAGACCUGCUGAUCUCAGCGAGCUGCGAUGCCAGUAUCAGGUGUUGGAGCUUGAAGACGGACAGGUGUGAGAUGAUGCUGUAUGGUCACACUGGCACGGUCAACUGCCUGGAUGUCCACGCUGAUAGACUCGUCUCAGGAGCUAAAGACUGUAAAGUCAAAGUGUGGAGUCUACUCACAGGGAAGGAUUUUGAGGAUUUUCAUUUCAAGCACCCCAGUCCUGUCCUGUGUGUGAGGAUCGACAGGAGAACGGUGUACAGCAGCUGUGAUCGGGGCCUGGUCAGAGUUUGGGACAUGGAGAAGGCAUCGCUGCUCAGGGUGAUUGAUGCCCACAGGAGCUCAGUGAAGUGCCUGUUUGUCGACGAAAAUCACUUUUUAUCUGCAGACUUCAACGGUCAGGUGAUGGCCUGGAGCGUCAACUGUGAUGUUAGAGACUGUCUCAUGACCUUCAACCACCCGAAGGAGGUGAAAUCUCUGACUCUUGUUUACCUCCGUGUCAUUACUGGCUGUGUGGAUGGAAAGAUUCGCAUUUUCAAUUUCCUCACCGGAGAUUGUCUGAGAGACAUCACGGCAGAGGCUGAAUCAGGCCGAAUACUGUCUCUGCAUUUCCAUGACAGCCGUAUACUAGUGAACGCCACGUCCGGUGUGAAGCUCUACCAGUUUGCCAAAGUGUUCUGGGAUUACAAAGAGCCACCAGAGGGAGGCCAGGGUGAUGUGGUGGCUCAGGACGCUUUGGUUCCUGAGAAAUGUGUCAGAGAGCUUCCCUUCGUCUCUGUCGGGGCCGCACAGCCAAAAGAUGCAGAACUAUAACACCCUGUUUCCUGUAAAUGUCGAGCACAAGCCAGAGAUCGCUGUCAGACUGCUGACCAGUCACUGAUGCUGAGCGAGAAGGCAACAAGUGAGCGGAUGAAGAGGAGGGGUCUUCAUAAUCCCCCGACACGCGACUCCAUCCUCCUCAGGGUCAACGCCGUCCAGAAGGCGCUGUGCAUGGAUGAAGCCGGGGUCAACAUGGAGCGCAACGCCAGGCUGCGAGAUUCUUGGGGCCCUCGCUCGACCCAGGAUCCUCUGCAGCUACACGACCUGAAGCAGAACCGGCAGACUCAGAUGUGGAUCACACAUGAUGUUCAUCCCAGGAGGGCCAAGACCUGUGUUCCUGUUCUUAAGAGAGCUGCGGGUCAAAAUACGCCAAACACGAUCCAAGGGAGAGACGUCUGCACCGCCCCCGACGCCACGAGGAGACGCCAUCUUUGUUUGUUUUCUAAAAAAGCACAGCCUCACAGUGCUAGCACAUGCAAGGCAACCAAGAGAGUGAGUGAAUUGACUGCAAGGGCCACAGAGGGGCCACGGGCUCCAGAGUGCACGCUCAUGAGAUCACUACCUAAUCCAGAACGCUCCGUGAAAAGUGGCACAGGCUUGCCCAGGAUCAGCCCGGUGGGUCCACUUAGGAAGCACAGAGGCUCAGAUUGUUGGGUCAAGAAGGAUCUCACACACUGUGAGCAAAAACUGUCCAGGAGGAAUAAGAAGCAAGAAAAUACAGUUAAGAGAACUCUGGAGAACCAUGACUCUGAAGUUCCUGCUCUCAGCGCUCGGGCCCUGCCAAUGUUGCGGGGUCACAAGGCGAGGCCUCAGAUUCUUUUCAUGUACGUCGAUGUGAUGUUUGCGGUUUUCGUUUGUUAUGAGAAGGAAGAGCGCCACAUCCACUUCAUGCUCCGCUGUCAACAUGGUGUUCUUACCCCGAGAGCUCGACGGCAGGAUGAGAUUAAAUCUGGAGGCCGCGACCCAGCGAGGCUGCUCUCCUCCAUCCUCUGCUCUCCAGCUGGGUUACAGUGGGAAGUCGUGUUACUGCCUCGUACGGUGGACCUGGCUCUGCCGCGGGAGAGGAAGCAGGAAAUGUUUGCCAUAGCGGGGGCUGCUUUGUACCGCAUGGGAGAUAAUGGGCGCCGUGCGGAGAGGCAGGGAUGUUCCCCGGGCCAUGUUCCUACAUCAGCACAUUGCAACGCGUCCACGCUGUCUGCACAGGAAGCAGCCUUUCCUGUCAUCGCCCUCAUCACUCUGUGA